Chondrus crispus (carragheen) is the source of this 384-nucleotide messenger RNA. RefSeq lists its product as hypothetical. The transcript has a single exon. The record is from RefSeq and is a predicted model, not a curated record. The coding region runs from base 1 to 384 and encodes 127 amino acids. NCBI's taxonomy places the organism in Eukaryota, Rhodophyta, Florideophyceae, Gigartinales, Gigartinaceae.
AUGUUACUCGUCCCACCCAUGCGACCUCAACCUUUCCCUACUUUUUCCUGUGCGAAUGCACUACAGGAAGAAGGAAAUUACUCAUUCCGCUCCACCUUAUCCCACAGAACACCUGCGCUCUACCCCGCUGCACAAGACCGUCGACCGCGUCGCAUUCCGAAAUCUGUCCGGACACAUCCUCACAACAGAACAGUUGACACCGGCCUACACUGCCAACAUACAAGCUAUCCGCCCCCCCAAAUCCAAAUCAUUCCACAACUCAACACCUACAACACCGCCCGACGACAAACUUCGCCCCUCGCAUCAAGCCACCCACACUCUACAAGCAACUUAAAAGCCACACUCGAGCCCCAAUUUAAAGCCUAUAUUCUCGUCGUACGAUAA